AUGGCCCGACUAAACGAACCCCCCGUAUCUGCAGAUAGCAUCGACACGCUGCGUAGGAAGCUGCUGCGCCAAAACAGAGACCUCGCCAAAGCCAACGCCAUCCAUCUGGUCCGCAUCAAAAACCUCGAGGCGGACUAUGCUCGAUCUCUAUCGGAGAACCUCGAACUGAAUGGCCGCAUCAUCGAGCUGGAGAAGGAGCUCGAGAACAGCAAUGCCCGGAGAAUAGCAGACCACGCCCUGGACAUCAGGUCCCGGCUCGAAACCCAGCUGAUGGAGUGCAUGUCGGUCCUCGCAAGCCUCGGUCAGGAGCCUCCGACGAAACGACACGCGAGCCCCCGAGGGCGGAGGAUCUCGAGAGCCAGCAUGUCACAUCGUAGCCCUCCUCAGAGGCGCCCACCAAGGGAGGCAACCAAGGACACUGAGGCCCGAGCGCUGCAAGAGGGCCGUCUGCCUCCCAUCGCAGAGAACAAGUCGUACCCCAGAGCAACGCUCGACCGUGAGCAAAUCCUUGCCCUGUGCUCAGAGGCCGCAGACACCACAGACACCGCCGAUACCACCGACUCCCCUGAACUUGGCCCGCCGCCAUUGUCGCGGUUCGUCGACACGGAUUCCGUCGACAUUGGCUCUCCCCGCCAGCCGAUGGUAUCUGUAGAACCAGAGGCCGCUCCAAGCUCCCCGAUGCAGUCGCCCUCGCCAGCGCCAGCGCCCGCACCGCAGCCGACCCCCGCGCCUAGGACAACGAAUAAGACCGAGAAGAACGUCAUUGUACGACCCGAUCCAGCUCCCCCCAGCGAAGGUGGCCAAACCGAGGCCAAGCGCCCACUCACAGAGACCGCCGUCCUGCCCCCUGUGGUGUCACACAUCACCGCCAAGGCUGGCUCGAAGCGGAAGUACAGCCUGGCAGAUGAGACGAGCAAGAGCAGCAAGCCGGUCGCCGAACUGCCAAAACCAACAGAGCCCGAGGAACGCCCCGUCACGGCGCGCGAACAACUCGGCGGGCAGACCUUGAAGGAACUGGCCAACCGGCGGCGUGAAGCUAGGGAGCGCAUGUCGGCACCGAUAAACCCGAGGAAGCCACUGUCGGCCAAGAGCACGAACGACGACAUGACUUCGCCUGUGAAGAAUGCCAAGGCCGGGGCGGACAACGGGAAAGCCCCGGAGAAGCCCAAGCCGCGGGCAGCAAGGGAGCGGGCGACCCAGAAGAUCAGAGAGGAAGCCGAGCCGGAGCCUGUGGAGGUGCCCGUGGCGUCGCCACCACCGCCUGCACCCGUCGUCGAGGUUUUGCCGAGCACGGAGGCUGUCCCCACGGAAGCCGCUCUCCUGUCUCCAGCAUCGCCCGAACCCACGUCCAGGAUGAGCCUGCCGAGUGUGCGCGAUACGCCACCUCCCACGGACAUCUCCUCUCACGGCGAGACAUCGCGGCCGAGCAGGCGGGCGCGGGCUUCCGUCAGCUACGCGGAGCCGAAUCUGCGGGACAAGAUGCGACGCCCUACCAAGGAGCUGUACGACGCCGUCACCGGCCAGACCCGGUACCUCCAGCGCAGCGGGAGCGCCAACGCGGAGCAGCUCCUCGCUGAGGGAAUCCCCGUGGUUAAGCGCGAGUCCAGCGACGAUGGCACCUGGAAGCAAAUCGCGUCGCCGACGCGGGAUGCUCUGCAACGCGAAAAGAGCCCCGGCAGCCCGGCAGACAAAACAAAACCGCUGGAGCCGAUGCUCAGCGUGGCGAAGCCCCUGCGCAAGAAACGCUCGUCCUCAAUGAUGUCGGGGUCUAUCAGCGAAAGUGAAGGGCAGAAACCGUUCCAACAGGCCCCCAGCGGCUCAACCACUGCGGAGAAGACGGUCGGCAGCCAGCCCACUCCGUCGCCCGAGCGUGAAGUGGAUCCUUACGAGUUCACAACCUCGACCCCGGGCAGCGACAGUUCCCGGGUCGAGCCCAAGGAGAAUGCCGCUCCGGCGCGCCAUUCCAAGUCUUCGCGACGCCUCUCGUCUGUUGUGAGGGAAGACUUCAAAGUUGACGGCACGGACGGGGCCGAGCGAACAAAAGCCGGCGGGCCCAGGAAGAGAGCGUCAAUGGUGCUGCCCAAGAGGACCCGCGUGGAGGCCGAAAGCCCCGAGGACAGUAGCUUUGAGAGCGUGGAGAGCGGGGAUUUCCAGGACACGAGGUCGAAGGUCUCGAUGAGGAGACGGAGCAUGAUGUUGUAA
Colletotrichum spaethianum is the source of this 2202-nucleotide messenger RNA. Its product is annotated as siderophore iron transporter 1. Lineage: Eukaryota; Fungi; Ascomycota; Sordariomycetes; Glomerellales; Glomerellaceae. Bases 1 to 2202 code for a protein of 733 amino acids. The transcript is spliced from 3 exons. Gene Ontology annotation, cellular component: nucleus; chromosome, centromeric region. The record is from RefSeq and is a predicted model, not a curated record. Gene Ontology annotation, biological process: meiotic chromosome segregation.